AUGGGCCCCAAGCGGCCCAGGUCCGCCCGGGACUCGCCGGUGCCCGGGCCGCCGAGCUGGGAGCCCGCUCUGGUGUCGGCCCGCCUCGAGGAGGAUGACUGGAAGCCUAGCAUCACUUUCAUUGUUGGGACCAAGAUUGAGGAUGAAAUCCACACCCAGGCCCUGGCUCUUGCUGUGCAGGUGCCACUGCGAAAGCUCUUCAGUGUGAUAACCCGUGAAGAUAUUGACAGACAGAUCGCAGAAUCUGGGCGUCAAAAGGGAAAAAAGGCUAAGGAUGCACCUAUGUACUAUGAGGUGGUGGAAUUAGCCAAAACCCUUCUGGAGAUGGGUGAAGAAAUUCCUGUGACACUAACUGGAAAGCUGUUGAAAUUUCAGUUGCUUUGUUUCAAACAGAAGGAUCUUCAGAAGAGAGAAGAGGAAAAGAAGGCAGAGCAGCAGCAAAAAGAAAAAGAGAAAGGAAAAUCUAAAUCUCCCAGUAAGACAUCUAGAAAAUCAAGUAAAGGAAAAAAGUCAUCGGGAGCACCCCCUGUUAAAAAGGACACCAUAUUAAAACAACGAGGAGAAGUGGAAGUGGAAGAUAAAUACAUUGAUGAUGAACCAGAUGAUGGUGCUCAUCAUUACUUUAUCAUUCUGGGUUUCCCCAAUCUUCAGUUGUUGCCUGUCUUGACUGACCUUGGGAUUAACAUUUCAAGUGUAAUUCAAAUUUCUUCUGAGAAUUACAAGCCAUUGCAGAUGUACUUAGAAGCAACUAAACUUGAAGGACAAUCUUUAAUUUCACAAGAAGAUGUAGAAGCAGAAAAAAGAAAGGAAGACGAAGCUAACAAGGACCUGGAAAUAUUUUGGAAAUUCCUGGACCCCGUUCUGAACAGUGGAAAGCAUGGAUCAAGUCUCUUUGAUAUUGCCAGGUUUCAUUACCUAGUUAAGGAAAGUGACUUUCCCCCUGAUUGGUCAGACAGUGAAAUGCUGCUUGCAUUUGGUACUGUGCUGUUUGAACACAUUGCUUGUUUGAUGUAUGACUGCCUGGACUGGAGAAGACAGCAUUGCAACUACUUGGAAAACACCAAGUUUAUUAAUGUGCUUGCAUUUCCAGAGUGCAAGUCAACACAACCAUCUUCACUUGAGGAACAACCAACACCACAGAUGACACCUACAAGGAGAAAAGGGAAACCAGAGGAAAUUCUGCCAUCAAUAGUUUUGUCAGAGACAGAUGAAGAAACUUCGAUUCUGUUUCCUUCUGUGGACAUGAGGUAUUACAAUGACUUGCUGAGACAAAUUCCUGAGGAGUACUUUUCUGUACCCUUAAUGCUGAGCUGCAUGUUGGAACAGGUUAUUGCAAGUGAAGAAGACCUUAUACCACCGAGUCUGAUAACAGCAGAGCCUCAGGCUGAUGGGCUGCAUCGUGCCAUCGCAGAUCAUAUAAUCUCUGUCCUUCCUUCUCUAUCACUUCCCAUGAGUGAAAAAAAGAAUCUGUAUGACUACUUUUCUCUUAAAGACGUUGAACAAGAGACUGUCACCCCCCAGUACCCUCUCUUAUUUAACUACCAUGAUGCCCUGGCUCAACGGUUGCACCUGCUGAAGGUCCAGAAGAACUUCAAUCCAGAAAAGAUUGAGCAUGAAAUGAUGGAUAAACUGCCUCUUACAGAACUUAUCCAUUUCACCCCUCCUUCAAUUGAAAACAACACUAAACGCUUGGCCAGAGUUCACGAGCUCAUGCAUUAUUGUACUACUGAACAUCUGAGUUGGGCUGAAGUAGAAAGAGCCUUCAGAGUGUUUACUUUUGAAAGCCUGAAGCUGACUGGGCUGAGUGACUCUGGUUUCCUGGAGAGCUCUGGAUCUAGGGUUGGAGGUGAUGCUGAAGUGUCUUAUAUCCCUUGGGAUAAUCCAGCCAUGUUUGCAAGACAGCUGAGACAACUCUUCCAUAUGGAAAAGAAGCUUAAUGAGAAAUCCUCAAGCUGCUCUGGGCAUACAGAAGCAAGUGACGAAGAUGAAGGAGAUGGUUUGGUUGGUCCUCUUUUGAACAUAGAUUUGGAUCUUCUUUAUUCUGAUAUGAUGAGUCCGGAAAAUGAUGGCCUUGGACCAAUUUUAGAAGAAAUAAAAAAGACACAGAGGCGUUGCUUGACAGACUGGAGUUUGGAAGAGCAUUUUGAACCACAUGUUCUUCAUCAGGUUCUUCAUACAGCAUCCCAAGAAUAUAGAUGUAUUGAUUCCUUUUAUCAUACCCAAGAUAACUCUUUACUAAUGGUUUUUCACAAUCCUAUGAAUCAACAUCAUCUGUGCCAAGAGACUUGGAAUAUUGCUCUGCACUCUAAUGUUGGAUUCAGGAACUAUCUUGAGCUGGUGGCUGACUCAAUUGAAGACUGGGUGAAAGAAGAAGAAGCUAAAUACCAAAAAGAGAAGAUGGGCAGCACACCUGAACCUCAGAAUAUAACAGAGUCUCAAUCCAAGAGUGAAGAAAGUCUCAUUAUCAGAGAAGAUUCUCUGAAGGCUUGGAAGAUGGAGCAGGACCGAUUACGAGAGGAAGAAAAAGGAGAAAAGGAAGAAAGGGAAGAAAAAUUGCAAAGUAAAAAGAAAGGACGGGAUAAUAAAAAUAAAGAAUGUGAAGAAUCAAACAAAAAUCCUUCUGAAAAGAUGUCUCAAAAUGAGUCAGCAAAAGACCCUGAAUUUGAGGAGGAUCAUAGCAUUCCAGAACCAUUUUCUGAGAAAGUUUAUAAGUUUCAUGGCUACAAUACAGGGGAUGAUGUCAUUCAAGUAUCAGGAACCAAUCAAUAUCUUUUCCCAUCCGAUGGAGGACAGAUUCAAGUAGAGAAGAUAGAGUUUGUAAAAAAAACUCUGAUAAAGGUGAAGGUAAUAAAAGACAACCACAAUUUCUUAAUUCAUAUCACAGACCCCAAGGAAAACUUCAAAGAAGCUGAAGAGCAGGAAAUUAAUGAAGAACAGCAAAUUAAAUCAGGAGAACUGAAAAAUCAAAAGAAAGGUCUGAGCAAGUUUGGAUCUUUUUCAGCCACCUUAGAAAAUGGAAUCCAGCUGUCUCUGAGCUAUUAUGGACCUACAGGGGAGCCAGCAGAUGAGGAAACAGGUCCUGUCUUAACAAGAAUUCUGAACAUCCCUUCUGUUCAUGGUCCGACCAUAAUUCCGACAGCAGUUUCUCCCAUUACAAAAAAAGAUAAGGUUGACAGAAAAAAAUCAGUAAAAGCUUCUGCCAAAGGAAACCGUGGCAAAUUAGCCCCUUCAUCACCUGAUAACCUUGUACAGCAAGAAGAAGAAAAGAUGGAAAAGAAAGAACCAGUUCCCCAAACACAAGAGAUGUCAGAUGCUCCUGCUUUUCCAAGUUUGAAUGUCUCCUGUCCCAAUGGACUUGUACUGACUUUUCUCGGUGAAAGGUUUCGAGAUUUGAAAGGUGAAGCCACUUCCACUGAAGCAGAGAAAGAGAUGGUAGAAAAAAGUGAGGCCAAAGCAGAUGAAGGAGAGGAGGAAGAGGUUAUGCAAACUGCAGAGGAGGAACAUCAGGUUACAGAAGGUGAAAUAAAGCAUGAAGACACCAAAAGUGAACAGGCUGAGCAGCCUACUCUGGAAAUUGUGGUUAGACAGAGUUAUCCCCAAAUGGUAAAGAACUCUCACCUUUAUUCACCUCUGUCAUGGCAAACAGAACAAGAGGUGUCAAGGGUCAUCACUAGUCAAGGAACUGUCAUAAAGUACCUGAUGGAUGGAUCUACCCAGAUUCUGUUUGCUGAUGGCACAGUGAGUAAGAGCCCUGAUUCUGGUCCUGUCUUACCACCACCUACAAUUCCAGACAAAAAACAACCCUCACCAGAAUCAGAGAAUUUAUCUGAGACCAGCACUAAGAAAGGGAAAAGCAGUGACAAGAACAGUCUAUUAUGCUCACCCAAGGGUGGGGAGUUUGAAAAGGCCAAUUCUACACAACCUAAGGCAGGAACCUGGAUAACAACAACUCCAUUAGGCAUUCGAGUGGGCACAGAGGGUGCAACAAGAAUGGAUCUGAAGCCACUCUUAAUGUAUCAGUCCACAAACCUAGAUGAUGGAACGAUUAUGACUGUACGAGACGAUGACGUGAUAAUUGUUGAGAAGAUGCGUGGUAACAGAGUAGUAGAGCAUGCCGAUGGUACCAGGAUCACAACUUUUUAUGAAAAAUGUGAAAAGCUUUCUGUACCAGAGGGUAGUGUGGAAACAGAUGAACCCUCAAAAGCCACCAAAAAGAAACUCAAAGGUACACGAGUCGAGAAUCCUGAGUUUGCUACUGUUAUAACAAAUUGUGAGGAUGGUACCUGUUGUACUAUCUUUGGAGAUGGGACAUCUAUUCUAGCAAAGCCACAGGGCACAUAUCAGGUUUUACCCAGCAAGGGAGGCUUUCUUUUCUUUGAUGAAGAUUGCUCAGCAGUUUAUAGCCAUGAAGCUUGUAAUUUCAGCAGCAAGGAAGAGAAACAAGCAGGAAGAUACAUUAUGAAACACACUUCCAGCACUAUUUGUGAGAUGAUGGAUCCUAAAGGAAAUACUUUUAAGGUCCUGGCUGAUGGCAGCACAGAUGUGUGCAUUCCCAGCAUUGGCUCUGAUGGCAAGGAGGACAGAAGUUCAGCAGCAGAGGACGUUAACAAACCUAUCACUUAUAAUGAGCAUGCCCCAAGGUUUUUCAUCAUCUCUGCGGAUGGUUCUGGAACGGAGCUCCUGCGAGAAAAGGAUGUACACCAGUGUAUGGCUGAGGCCUGCAGUGAUCCUACCACUGCAGUCUUGCGAGAUCCUGUACAAGAACAGCCAGGUGUUGUAAGUAUUACUAUCCUCCGCCCUAUGGCUGAAGCAUCCCCCUGGGUAAUGAAGAAAGAACCAGAGAGUAUUGUUCCUCCAUAUCUUCGGUCAGGAACUCAGGAAGAAUCCUUUCCUCCUGAGGGGGAGAUCACAGGUCCCCCAGUCCAAAGGUAUGUUUGGAAGGGUCUCAGCAUUGGAUCAGCACAAUUAUCCUUGCCAGUGUCUGUGCGAAAAUGUCCCAAAAAACUGCAAAUCCGCCAGCUAUUCCAGUAUAAGCCACUCUGUGAUGAGCUAAGAGAAAAACUGCAGCUUUCUCUCAAGGAAUAUAUAGAUAACAUCUUAAAGCAUGAAAAUGAGCUGGAAGAGAUGAAUGUAAAAGAACCAAGAACAGAAGAGGAAAAGGAGAAUGCUGCAAGUCUCCGUGAGCUGAUUGCAUCCUUCCCUGACUGGGAGAAGUCAGCUGAAAAGCUCAGUGAUAGAGCCCAUGUGAGUGCGCUGUAUGAACAGGCAGUGGCUUCUCCUGCUCACACAGAGAAGAAAAGCACUGCACAAAGAGAGGACCAGCAGCAGAGGUAGGACAGAGCAGUGAGGACUGUAACAUCCAAGUGGCAAAGCAAACUAGAACAGAACAGGAAAGAACUGGAUGAACAGAAGACUACAUUUGCAGCAAUAAAAAACAAAAUAUUUGCUCCAUAUUUUGAAUCUGAAUUCAGCAAGGGCUUUUUCGAUGAAAAGUUUCCUGAUUUGGAAGCAAUAUCGAAGGAACUUCCUCCACUUCAAAAAGAAGAAGGUGUAACUUCCCCUCUGUGGCUGAUAAAAGAACCCACUGAAUUUCUUGAUACUACAAAUGACUCUUCACUUUCAUCUAGCCUUCCACUGCAGGAUCCUUCCAAAGAAGAUGAUGGUUCCAGCAGCACAGCAGACCUAAGCAUGGCAGCAAGAGCACAGGAGACACCCCUUCAAUUUAAAGUUCCAAGUCUGGCAGUGGAUGUUACAGGACAGACAAGAAAAGAGAAAGUAGUAUUACCAUCAUAUCUUCAGGGGAAAAAACCAAACACCAUACCAAAUAAAAAGAUAGAAGAUCCUGCCUCAGGAAAGGUCAACAUAUCUUCUCUUGCAACAAGACAGGAUCUUACCAGCUUCCAUCUCAUCCCACCCAGGGUGACAUUUGGAGUGCUAAAGGAAGGCUGCACUUACACAACCACUGUCAUCAUGAAGAAUGUUGGUGUGAACUUCUCAAGGUUUCGGGUGAAGCAGCCACCUCCGCACACAGGACUGACAGUGAUGUACACACCAGGACCUGUGGCAGCAGGCUUGCAGGUUGAAUUGGAGAUAGAGAUUUUUGCCAUGCUAAUUGGAGGGAAAGACACUGGUGGCCUUGAAGAAGUUUCCCAUGAUAUUGAAAUAUUAACAGAAACUGAAACUCUUCUCCUGCCUGUGAAAGCAACUGUGUUAUCCAGUGACAUUUAUGAGUGCCGCCCAAAAGAAUACCCCCAGGGAGGGAUGGCAGCAGCAGUCCAGGCAGUUCCUGCAAGCACCAAGCCAUGGUUACGGCUUACACUCCCACGAAAGCCUUGUACUUAGUGUUAGAAGCCUAGAAGAUCAACACGAAGAUCAGCAACACUGAAAUACCUAGAUUUUAGUCCAACCUUAUGGAAACAUCCAAUGUAAUCUUUUCAUUUAUUUCAUCAGAUUAAAUGAGAAUAAAUAUUUUGCCUUUUCCCUGUUAAUGGGAAAGGUGGUCCAAAAGUUGCACAAUCUCCUGUCUGAAAUGCAAACAGUGGAAAGAUUGCUGUAUUUCAACCCUACUACAGAGCAGUGCUGCAUGGUUCCCACUAAAUUUGUUUUUAAAAGGGAUUAGGUUUCUAAUAACCUGUGCUGAGGCACCUGAAAUAUUUUUCACGUACUGGGAAUGCACCAUGUUUCAACACAGUCAACUAUGAUUCUUCAGGAGCUGCUGACCUGCUCUGAUCUAAUUCCUGAGUUUCUGUUCGCUUUCACAAUCACAGGAUUAACUUUCUGUGUGCUCACCUACCUUAAUAAAGCUGCAAAUACCAGAUGGGGGUAGUGAGUACACAAAGUUACAUUUGACGAGAGAGGGAUUCUCAUACCCUCUUGUUCAGUCACACAUGAGCACCUUCAAAUGUUCAUCUGCUCAUCUCUCUUCAUACUGGAAGAGAUGGUCUUUCCCCCUCCUUGUUCCCACCUACACAGCAAUGACUAAGAGAAAUCUCACAGACUCCUUUUGAGCCACCAUAUUUGUGUGUCCAAGUGCAGCUCUACUCCCAGUUCAUGAAUUCAUUUCUCACAAGGUCCUUUCCUGUGCUUCAUCCUUUUUCCACCAUGUGACAUGCUGAGAGAGAUGGGGAAUUUUCCUUGAUACAUGCAGAUGACUUGUUCUCUCAACUCUCAACUUCAGAGUGACCGAGAAUCCCAUGACUGGGCAUUAAUAGCAGCUUUCACCAGUGUAAAACAUGCAUGCCAGUUCUGAACCCUCACAUCCACACUGUUAGGUGAGAUACAUAUCCUAACAAUACAGAUUUAAGCUUGCCCUGUACUUCAAAGUGCUUUGCUGCCCAGGUUUGUAAAUCCAGGGAAUUUCAUCCAAGAAGGGGCAAAUUGAUGUCCCAAGGACAUUAAAAUUCCUAUCA
Pseudopodoces humilis (Tibetan ground-tit) is the source of this 7409-nucleotide messenger RNA. Lineage: Eukaryota; Metazoa; Chordata; Aves; Passeriformes; Paridae. The record is from RefSeq and is a predicted model, not a curated record.